Molecule: messenger RNA, 3302 nt
Organism: Callorhinchus milii (elephant shark)
Lineage: Eukaryota; Metazoa; Chordata; Chondrichthyes; Chimaeriformes; Callorhinchidae
Gene: klhl3
Product: kelch-like family member 3
Exons: 16
Coding region: 265-2061 (598 amino acids)
Molecular function (GO): protein binding
Source: RefSeq, a predicted model, not a curated record
AGAGUUAGUUAGUUAGUUGGUAGUUGACUUGUUGGAAGGUGCAUUUUAAUUGCUUUGCCUUUGCUAAACCCAGCCCUUGAACCUGCCCAAAAGUAAAGCGCUGACUUGGCGUUUGCACAGUGUGGGGGCAACUGAUAACUGGAGGGGGUGCAAUUUGCAAGAGUUUAGGGAACUCUUCUGGUUGCGGAACCGAGUUGAAUUAGGAGGAGGAGGAGGAGGUGAAGAAGAAGAAGAAGAAGAAGAAGAAGAAGAAGAAGAAGAACAAUGCUACGCCUACAGGACGCUCAAGCUCAAAGCAGAAGGUGUGACACCAGCAGUGCCAAGUCCUCACCUUCACAAACCGUGGAUCCGGAUGACAAAGACCAGGCCUCGGUUACUAUGAACCCUCUUCAUAUGAAGAAAGCCUUCAAAGUCAUGAACGAGUUGAGAAGUAAGAGCACCCUGUGUGACGUGACCAUAGUGGCGGAGGACGUGGAGAUCGCUGCACACCGUGUGGUGCUCGCCGCCUGCAGUCCUUAUUUCUGCGCCAUGUUUACAGGAGAAAUGACUGAAAGUAAAGCCAAGAAGGUGGAAAUCAAAGACAUUGACGGACAGACACUAAGUAAACUAAUCGAUUACAUAUACACGGCUCAAAUCGAGGUCACUGAAGAGAACGUACAGGUGUUGUUGCCGGCAGCCAGUCUCCUACAGUUAAUGGAUGUACGGACCGCUUGCUGUGACUUCUUACAGUCCCAGCUUCAUCCGACCAACUGCCUGGGAAUCCGGGCAUUUGCCGAUGUUCACACCUGCACAGAGCUGCUGAACCAGGCCAACGCCUUCGCAGAGCAGCAUUUUCCCGAGGUUAUGCUGGGAGAAGAGUUUCUUAGUCUGAACCUGGAUCAAGUCUGCAGUUUGAUAUCGAGCGACAAGCUCACUGUUGCUUCGGAAGAAAAGGUGUUUGAAGCCGUCAUCUCUUGGAUCAAGUACGACAAAGAAGCUCGUCUGGAAUACAUGGCCAAACUGAUGGAACAUGUCCGCCUGCCCCUGCUUCCUCGAGAGUAUCUGGUACAGACGGUGGAAGAAGAGACUCUGAUAAAGAACAAUAACACCUGCAAAGAUUUCCUGAUCGAAGCCAUGAAAUACCAUUUGCUUCCUAUCGAUCAGCGCGCUGCAAUAAAGACGGCACGCACAAAGCCCAGGACUCCCAUCAGCUUACCCAAGGUGAUGAUCGUGGUGGGUGGUCAGGCCCCCAAAGCCAUUCGAGGUGUUGAGUGCUACGACUUUAAAGCAGAUCAUUGGAAUCAGGUGGCAGAGCUGCCCUCCAGGAGAUGCAGAGCAGGGGUUGUGUAUAUGAGCGGGCAUGUUUAUGCCGUCGGUGGUUUCAACGGAUCACUGAGAGUGCGAACCGUGGAUGUUUACGAUGCAGUUAAAGACCAGUGGUUAGCUAUCGCCAGUAUGCAGGAGAGACGCAGCACUCUGGGAGCAGCUGUGCUGAAUGAACUGCUCUACGCAGUGGGUGGAUUUGAUGGGAGCACAGGAUUAUCAUCAGUCGAGGCUUAUAACUACAAAACCAACGACUGGUUCUUUGUGGCCCCGAUGAAUACACGGAGGAGCAGUGUUGGUGUUGGGGUUGUGGAUGGCAGGUUGUAUGCAGUAGGUGGCUAUGAUGGAGCUUCACGACAAUGUCUGAGCACCGUCGAAGCCUACAACCCCGUCAGCAACGAGUGGACGUACGUCUCGGACAUGAGCACCCGUCGCAGUGGAGCAGGGGUGGGUGUGUUGAAUGGCCAGCUGUACGCAACAGGCGGCCACGAUGGACCUUUGGUGAGGAAGAGUGUUGAGGUGUAUGAGCCGUCCUCCAACGCUUGGAGACAGGUGGCGGAUAUGAACAUGUGUCGGAGGAAUGCUGGCGUGUGUUCUGUCAACGGACUUCUGUACGUAGUCGGAGGGGAUGACGGCUCCUGUAAUCUGGCUUCUGUGGAGUUCUACAAUCCUGUCACCGACAAGUGGGCGCUGCUACCAACCAAUAUGAGCACUGGGAGAAGCUACGCAGGCGUUGCAGUGAUCGACAAACCACUAUGACCAGACACAUCAGCUACAGAUGGACAUUAAUCUGCAGCGAAAAACCGUCGAGCAUUCAUUCUGCUGAAGGUCGACCCUAGGUUUUUAAUUAUUUAUACUCCUCGACUGCAAGGCUAUUGGGGAGAGUUAACAGCUCGGCAGUUACCCUGCCGGAUUGAUACCGGCACUACCACAUGCAUUUUUUUAUAUGUAUAUAUAAAAAAAGACAGAGAGAGAGAGAGAAAAAAAAAAUCAAGCACUAAUUGAAGAGUAUAUGAGGAUGAGGAAAGGCUCUCUUGUUCACUGAGAGUGAGGCAGGACCAUCAGAGAGAGAGAGAGAGAGAGAGAGAGCAGGCGAUGGAGGGGUGUAUGUCGGAGCUGGUUCUUGCCCAGGAAUCUGACACGCCAGUUAUUAUUGAGUGGCAACCAUCACCGACUGAAAAGAGAGAGCGAGAGAAAGAGAGAGACCGAGCGAAUGUGAAUUACCGCUGUUACAUAUCAGAUCGACGCACACGGUGGUGUAUCUGCUGAAGUCCAGCGAGCUGCCGUGUUCAUAGCACAAUUCCUUUCGGGAACAUCAGACAGCGUGGCUGGCUGGCUGGCUGGCUGGCUCGCUACCCGGUCAGCCGGUGUGUGAGGGGUAGCCAGCACGUACACACGCAUGCCUUCUCCGUGACGAAUGGACGGGAAAGUCACUCGUCAUCAUGUACGUGUUCAGAUAAGCUGCUGGAGGGCGUGUGUAAAAAGUCACCUCUUGUCUACCGAGCCCGUGGCUGGCUGCUGUCUGGCUCUGGCUGUCUGUUGCUCUUUAUUUUAACAGACGGGCAGGAAUUUCCAGUUGCAAACACUUCUUGCGGUAGGUGCUGCAACCAUUCCUUUUCGUGUAGUUCGAGGUUCCUGGUCCUCAGCACACGGCAGCCUCAUUUCUACAGUGAUAUCAGCUCGAUUCACAGCAAAGCAGAACCUCACCAGAACGCCUUGGCUUCUCACCGAGGAUUGAAGCAUUGCCGUUCAUUAAUUGCCAUCGACUGACUCGACCAAUUGAUUGGCCGCCUCGACAAGUCAGCGUUUCUCGCUCCUUUUUUAUGUAAACUAAAAUUUUCCGACUGAACCUCAAAAACGACCCCCACCCUUUUCAAGGGUCGUUCACCUGAGACGGAUCUGACCGGCAAGUGUUUGCUCUGCAUUUGAUGUGCAGGAAGUUGAGAUCAACUGGAUUAUUAACAAUAAUAAUACUAAUUCUAAUAAUCAUCGCAUUUGAU